AUGGUAGAUGACACUGUUGCAAGCCUGAGACAAGAGACGAUAGACAUCUUCUACCACGGUUUCGAUGGGUACAUGAAAUACGGAUUCCCCGAAGACGAAUUGCGCCCACUCAGUUGCACGCCUCUUACUCGCGACCGCCACAAUCCUUCGCAUAUCGAGGUCAAUGAUGUCUUGGGAAACUACUCACUGACACUGAUCGACAGCUUGUCGACACUUGCGAUACUCGCUUCUUCACCCCCACCAGCGAAGCGGGGCCGGAACCGACCCCUGGACGAUUUUCAGGAUGGCAUCAAGGCGUUGGUAGAUAAUUACGGAGACGGAUCGAAAGGCCCGGCUGGUCAAGGGGAACGAGCGCGAGGCUUCGACCUAGACAGCAAGGUGCAGGUCUUUGAGACGGUCAUACGGGGCGUUGGAGGGCUAUUGAGUGCGCACCAGUUUGCGGUCGGCGACCUGCCCAUUCGCGGAUAUGACGCAAAAGUGCAGAAGAACAGGGGAAGAGAAGGCAUCUUUUGGCAGAAUGGAUUUGUGUACGAUGGACAGCUGCUACGUCUGGCUGCGGACCUUGCUGAGCGACUGAUGCCCGCUUUCCAUACACCGACCGGUCUUCCGUAUCCGCGCGUGAACCUUCGGUACGGAGUGCCAUUCUACGCCAAUUCGCCCUACAAUAACGAUGCAGAACACGGCCAAUGCAGCAAGGACCCAAAAGAGCAAGGGAUCGAGAUUACGGAAACAUGCAGUGCUGGUGCUGGCAGUCUUGUUCUGGAGUUCACUACUCUUAGCCGACUGACUGGUGAUUCUCGCUUUGAAAUCGCAGCGAAGGACGCCUUCUGGGCCGUUUGGUCGCGCCGCAGUACCAUUGGGCUGAUAGGAGCUGGAAUAGAUGCCGAGACAGGCCAAUGGAUCUCACCAUACACUGGGGUCGGCGCAGGCAUCGACAGUUUCUUUGAAUACGCUCUGAAAUCACACAUCUUACUUUCUGGAUUGCCCUACGAUGAGGAACACGCCCAUCUCGAUUCGCCGGACGCUUUCCUCCGGACAUGGCAGGAUGCGCACAGUGCGAUCAAGAGACAAAUUUAUCGGGGACCACAGCAUCAGCAUCCGCAUUAUUUUCAAGUGGACCUCUACACUGGAGCUAUGCGUGCAUUCUGGAUUGACAGUCUAAGCAUGUUUUAUCAGGGUCUCUUGACAAUGGCCGGAGAGCUAGAUGAAGCAAUUGAGACUCAUUUACUUCACACCGCCCUCUGGACCCGCUAUUCUGCAAUGCCUGAAAGGUGGUCGACAGCAACUGGGAAUAUCGAGAGUGGACUGCGGUGGUGGCCUGGACGCCCUGAGUUCAUCGAGUCCAACUGGUACCUGUAUCGUGCCACUAAAGAUCCUUGGUAUCUGUACGUCGCUGAAAUGAUUCAACGCGACAUCAAAAGACGAUGCUGGACAAAAUGUGGCUGGGCUGGCUUGCACGACGUUCGCAGUGGAGAAUUGAGUGAUCGCAUGGAGAGUUUCUUCUUAGGCGAGACCGCCAAGUAUCUCUUCCUUACCUUUGAUCCUUCGCAUCCGCUCAACACAUGGGAUGCGCCUUAUGUCUUCACAACUGAGGGACAUCCGUUGAUCAUUCCCAAGCGUUUGCGACCCAAGAGCUCUGCUAGACACACUAAAUCAGGCCCAGGACCGCAGCCUACACUUGGUGUGUGCCCGCUCCCACCAAAACAUCUUCCGUUCAGCGUUUCUGCAACCGCCGCCCGACCCGAUGUUUUCCAUGCCGCGAGCUUGGCUCGGCUCCAUCUCAUGCCCACGAGAGAUACGCUCGAAACGCCUCUGAUAGAGUUCAGCGCAGACCAUCCAAGUAUCUCAGUAUCUGACAUCCAAUCACCGUCGAACUACACGUACUACCCAUGGACUCUUCCACCUGAGCUCAUUCCCCAUAACGCUACAAGCUCAAAAAUGACUGUGCGUGCCACCUUCGACCUGUCAUUUCCGAAUCUACCAAACAAUUUGCAGACUGGGACAUUGCAGCGUGUACACGAAGGCAUCCUCGUCAAUUCUAUGAGCGGAGUACGACUCGGUAUGGUGAGGGAACCGGAGCCACUUCCGCUUGAGCAAAAAGUUGCCUUGGAUGAGCAAUUCCGCAUCUAUGCUAUCUCCAAUGUAGCACUCGGUCGUGAUGAAAAUGUAUAUAUGUCUCGCUCGACGAUUGACAGCUUCAACCCCACGGACCCGUUCUUCACGCGCACACGUGACGGAGUAACAGUAGAUCUCGUCAUCGACAUCCCUCCUGAACCCACAAUGACACCUUCCUCAGGUAUACUUUCAGACUUACUUUCGGAUUCUAUCGCUGGCAUGGAGAACAUAUCCAAUGUGGAAGUUAACGAACUGGAUGUCGACGAACAACAGCUCGAAAACGGCGAAUCGUAUCUAUCAUCCCUUCUUCACUCCCUUCAGAAUCUACUCGCGGCAUCCUCUUCCACAACUUCACCGUCCUCCGCAUCCAGUACCCAAAAGCCUCAGACAACCCAGCGCUUAGCCAUCCAAGCUACCUUGCCGCUUGGACCCGGCGCCGUGCCCUUGCCCGACGUGCCAGAUCCAGAUCUUUCCUACAGCAAGACGAAUGCCCUCAGCUGGUCGACCAUCUACAUUCAUCCAAACACAUUGUGCGAGGAACGUCUACCGCUGGAUAUACCCAAAAGUCACCAGAUCAUCGUCGUUCCGCGAGGCGACUGCUCGUUCUCUGCUAAGCUAAGGAACAUCCCUGCCUUCCCGCCAAGCAGCUCUAGCUUGCAAAUGGUAGUUAUAGUGAGCUACCCACAGCACGAGGAACCUCGGUAUGGAUUUGAGCCUCCGAGCAAUCUGCAAGAAGACGAUGAUCUGCAAGAUGAGCGUGAGGAAACCAAAUUAGGCACUCGAGACCAGGGCAUCAAGAAACGCACAAACUCCAAUAAAGCUUCAAACCCCGUUCAACCCGGUAAAGUGGCUAAGAACAGCAACUCAGCGCCCUCGGAUGGUUCUGAGGCUCGCUCAAAGAUGUCUCCAAAGAAGAAGUCCCCAAAGAAGACCACAAAGAAGAAGUCCCAGUCUCCAUCGGACCGGGAGGUUUCGAUACCUUUCAACCUCGUACAACCCCUCCUCGACGAAACGCAAUACAUAUCUUCUGGGAUACCGCGUCCGCAUCCCAUACCGCUCAUUAUGGUAAGCGGUGGUGACGAGACGAUUGCGUCGCUUAAGAGGGCUACUGCAAUUGGUGUCAGGCGGAGGUACUACUUCUUGAGCCAGGGCGUGAGAAUCAAUAAUUUGAUCGUGCUCUGA
This is a messenger RNA of Didymosphaeria variabile, 3297 nucleotides long. RefSeq lists its product as uncharacterized. Gene Ontology annotation, biological process: mannose trimming involved in glycoprotein ERAD pathway; carbohydrate metabolic process; endoplasmic reticulum mannose trimming. NCBI's taxonomy places the organism in Eukaryota, Fungi, Ascomycota, Dothideomycetes, Pleosporales, Didymosphaeriaceae. The record is from RefSeq and is a predicted model, not a curated record. The coding region runs from base 1 to 3297 and encodes 1098 amino acids. The transcript is spliced from 2 exons. Gene Ontology annotation, cellular component: membrane; endoplasmic reticulum. Gene Ontology annotation, molecular function: mannosyl-oligosaccharide 1,2-alpha-mannosidase activity; calcium ion binding.